AUGGCAGAAGCCGCGCGAACCGUUAGACACUACGUGAGCGAUUGCCUCCCAGAGCGUCAUCCGUACGAUCCGAAGAAAGGCUUUGCCGGGGAGCGUUUACGGAAUGCUGGCAAAGUCUUUCGUGGCUUUCUUCCGAUUACUGUGGAUAUUUCUAUCGAAAGCCUAACUAACCCAAUUGUAAACGAAGAAGAGCGAAGCAAGGCGGUGCACCACCUCUACGCAUAUUCGGCAUCACAGGAGAUGAAGGUGGAGCUUAUCCAGAAGGGCGUCGUUUCGAUUAUUGUUUCACUGCUCAAUCAAGAACCUAUAUUAGGUAUUUUAGAGCACCAGUGCUUUCUCUUACUUCGAUCGCUUUGUAUUAUCCCGCAGGGGUGUUAUGCGGUGGUGUUUGGAGGUGGGCUCGCAGCGGCGCUUGAUCGGGCAACCAAACCGCCCAACCCCAAUACGGAGAUGCCAAAUUUAGACCCACGAGAGGCCGCUUUACACGUGAUUUUUCAGAUUGCAGUUGAUUUUUGUGGAGUGCGGUGGCUAUUAUAUCCGGAAUCAUACGAGGAGUUUAUUAUCCCCGGGGUGGAGUACCCAUGCGCAACGACGGUGUACAUCGGGGAUGUUUUCAAGAUCCUAUCGAGGGUACUCGUGAAGGAGCCGAUGUCCACCCGCUCAGCUCUCUACGUGUUAGGGAGUUUAAUCCACAUGACGUCUCUUCAAUCGAGCACGGAGAUCUGCAUUCGCGAGGCGGAGGAUGUUUUGGAUACGUUGAGCGCGCGUUUAGCCGCCAUCGCACAUGACCUUCUCAAGGGGGAAACCCUGGCAAAGGAGAAUUUUUUGUUUGCAGAGCGUCUGUGUGAGGUUUUAUGGAAUCUCACACUCGUGGAAGAGGGGUUGGCGGCCAUGGAGCAGCACGAGAUCCCUGAUUUGCUUUUUGUACUGUUCGAUGGGUGCCGGCUGGACGUCUCCGCCGAGGCGUUAUCGAUGCAGCGCACCCUAACAGGGGUUAUUUCAGCCAUUUAUAGUCUAUUAGAUGUCAAAUUGCAUAUUAUGCAGACCCUCACAGGUGGGCUCACACGCGUGGAGGCCUUGUUAAUGCAUUUGGAUACCCUUAACCGCCUUAUCGCAAGCGCGGAAAAAGGGGAUCAACAGGUAAAUUUAUACAACGCGAAUGCGGCGGUGAAAAAUACCAUUAUGGCGCUGCAGCUUGCGAUGGAAGCCAAAGAGCAACGCAUUGUGGGUCAUGCCUUUUUCAAAGAACUUAGUAAGGAAAAUGCCGAGGCCUCUCAGCAGAUGUGUGAGCAAAUUUUUGCAAAGACAAGAUGGGGAAAGGAAUUUGGUGCCUCCACCUCUGUAGAAGGCAUUCUUUCAUAA
This is a messenger RNA of Phytomonas sp. Hart1, 1362 nucleotides long. Lineage: Eukaryota; Euglenozoa; Kinetoplastea; Trypanosomatida; Trypanosomatidae. The record is from the annotation of a GenBank genome assembly.